Messenger RNA from Serendipita indica DSM 11827, 2817 nucleotides. The record is from the annotation of a GenBank genome assembly. NCBI's taxonomy places the organism in Eukaryota, Fungi, Basidiomycota, Agaricomycetes, Sebacinales, Serendipitaceae.
AUGGCUACCGCUGCCAACCAAGAAACUCUGGCAAAAAUUAAUGCUGCUCUCUCUGUUUUUGCAACGUCUACAGAUAAACAACAGAUUGCAGGCGCCAACGAGUGGCUCCAGGACUUUCAGCACACAAUCGAAGCCUGGGAGAUCUCAUCCUCGCUGUUGAUCAACCCAGAUUGCUCAGAUGCCGUCAAGACAUUCGCGGCGCAGACGCUCAAGACAAAGGUCGUAUAUGAUCUUGCGCAACUCCCAGCUGAACAACACGCGUUGCUCAGAGACACUCUCGUCAGCGCCCUUCAGCAUUACUCGGCCGGCCCUCGAAAGAUCCUCAUCCAAGUCUGCUUGGCUCUGUCCGCUCUCUCUAUCCAGAUGCCAGACUGGUCAUCUACAGCAGUCAAGGAUCUCAUCGCUUCCCUCGGGGCCGACCCAGCCUUUGUUCCGGGCCUCUUGCAGUUUCUCGCAGUGCUCCCGGACGACUUGACCAGCAAUUCGCGCAUUCCCAUCUCGGACGACGAGUACAGAACGCGCACUCAGGCGCUCCUCACAGAUAACGGCGAACGCGUCAUAGAGAUCCUCACGGUCUAUCAAAACGCACAAGGGAUCACCCCUCAUAUUCAGAAUCUCAUCUUUGAGGUCCUUUCUAACUGGGUCAUGGCGGGAGAAAUCUCUACGACGACCCUCGCAAAUACGACCCUCUUCGACUUUGCCUUUCAGGCACUCGCCUCGGACGAACUAUUUGACAACGCGGCUGAACUACUGUGCGAGCUCAUACACGAGACUCAGGAGCUAGACGAUAAUAUGGCCGUCAUAGAAAUGAUUGUGCCGCGUCUCAUCAGUUUACAACCUCGGAUCGCCGUUGACAAAGACGACCCAGACAAGCUCCGGCGUUGGUGUCAAAUCUUUUGCGAGGCAGGCGAGACAUACCGUAUGCUCAUCGUUCACCACACGGAGACAUUUUUGCCCCUUGUUCUUGCCAUUGCAGAAUGCGCCGCAAAUGACGACCUGGACAUUGUCCAGCUCACCUUCAGUUUCUGGUAUCGUCUAGGCCAGAGUCUAGGCAAGCAACGAUCCAUACCCCCUGAGAUCACAAAAGUAUACGAAAAUGUUCUCAAUACCUUCCUUCGCCAUAUCCACUUCCCCUCGGACGUGGAGUCGACGACUGCGCAGGAUGCAGAUGACUUCAGGAGCUUUCGUCACGAUAUUGGAGACGUGCUUAAAGACUGCUGCUACGUUCUUGGAGCAGACUUCGUCCUGGAUCGGACAUACGCCGUGCUCACCUCUGCGUUGGAGAGAGGCAUGGCAGGCAAUGUCGUCGCAUGGCAAGAGGUAGAGGCACCUCUAUUUGCGAUGAGGGCCUUGGGCGGAGAGAUUGACUGGACCCAGCAAAACGAGAAGAUUCUCAAGAUCAUGGAGAUUUUGCCUGCACUGCCGGCACACCCGCGCGUUCGCUACGCAGCAACAAUGCUGAUGUCCCGAUAUACGCCAUGGGUCGCUAAACAUCCCGAGCACAUCCCAUCUCAGCUCAACUAUAUUACGGCUGCGUUUCAAGAUACAGACUUAGAGGUCGUCUCAGCCGCCGGGCACGCAUUAAAGUAUCUCUGUCAAGAUUGCAAACAGUCCCUUGUGCCGUACUUAGAACAGCUUUACCAAUUCCUGGCGACAGUAGGAGUCAAGCUCAUGCAAGAGGACAAGCUUGCCAUUUACGAGGCGAUUGGAUGGAUCAUCUCCUCGAUGCCCAUGGAACAUGCAGCCUCGACGCUUCGCAAGUUUGCGAUUGAUAUCUUCGCCACCAUCCAAGCGGUACCUGGCGAUUCUUCUGUUCACAAUCAGGCCGUCAUUGAGUGCCUCGAACAGUUGGAGCAGCUGUUAGAUGUCGUCGGUCCAUUUGGAGAGGAGCUGCCGGCAGCGUGCCAGAAUACCGCUGCUGAGACUUGGGCGAUCAUGGACGACAUUAUUGCUCGUCGCGGCGCCAUUCCCGACAUUUGCGAUCGCACCACGAGGGUCAUUCGUCUCGGUUUGCAGGUCUUUGACAAGCAAGCGUUGCCACUGGUCCCGGCCAUUCUAGCGCGGCUCACCUCGCGCUUUGAGAACACUGGAUUCGCCAGCUAUCUGUGGGCCAUUGGCAAGGUGAUUCAAAGGUUUGGUCUGGAGGAAGAUCCCGUGGUGAGAAAUGCUAUUCAGCAGACGUAUGAGAUGUGCACUGUGAAAUGUUCGGUCAUAUUCUCAGAGACAACCAUCUCACACCAUUCGGACGUCGUGGAUGAUUACCUCUCUAUCGUCACCCCUUUGACAGAGCAGUGCCCCGAUAUCCUGUUUCUUUCACCUGUCUUUCCUACAGCGUUUGUUAUCCUCGUUGGAUCACUGCAGCUCUAUAACUCGGACACUACAUUCCGCGCGCUAGGACUUAUACGGGCCAUUAUCGGUCACGACUGUCUCCAGCUUGCACCAGGUUUCCAACCGCCGCCCAAGUUCCCGCUCUACGCAGAGGCAAUCUCGGCCACGAUUCAAAAGCACGGUCCUUUGCUAGUAAGCAAUCUGUUUGCCGGUCUACUGGACCAGUUUGCUCCAGAAAUGAUGAGUGGUGUCAUUACCACCGUCCGUAUCAUGACCCAGCUCUGGACGACGAGCAUGCAGCAGUGGGUGCCAACCGUCGUCGACGCUCUUCGCGUGCCUCCGGCUUUGGAGCCGGCUAAGGCUCAAUUCCUACUUGAUUUCAACUCAGCCUUGGCCAGUCAGGAUCUCGACAAGCUCAAACCGGCUCUUGCCAACCUCCAGAGGAGCGUACUGCGCGCGAAAGACAGACGUCGCCCGCUCGACCGCUAG